AUGGCUAAUACUAGCCUUACUGAACGUCAAAACCAACUUAAAUGUCCUGCUAAGCUCUUUCCUUCUGAGUCUGCUGACUCCUCUGGUCAGCCUCUUAACUACUGUGAUCACUUGACUAGCCAAAUUAAGAAGCUUAAAAAUUCUAACAACCCUAAUGAAAAUAAGCUUAAUAAACUUCAAUAUGACUUAAGCAGCCACCAAAGUGAAGUGCACAACAAUACGUCCAAAAGGGACAGUGCGUUGAAGGACAUCCACUCCAGGAUGGUGUCUCUUGCUGAGCUCAGUGGGAAGCUUGGCCAAUUUAUUGGCCAAAGUGACGAAGUUACUACAGCAAUUAAUGAUGGUAUUGACGCAAUUAUUGACAGUGAUGAUGACUUCAAAAGCCUUAAAAACUCUCCGUCUUCGACUGCGCUGUCUCCCCCUGCCGUGUCUGCUGGGCUUAUAAAGUCCGAUGAGCUUGAGCAGAAAAUUAAGAGUUAUGAAGCUCUUAAAAAGCCUCUUGAAGAACGUCAAAAUGACAAAAUUUCUCCCCUCUCCUCUGAAGAUUCUCGGCUUUUAUCCUCUCAUCAGUCCAAGUUGCAGUCUCUUCAGAGGCUGAAGAGCCUUAAUGACUCCUUGAAUUCACUUAGUAAACAAAGUGAUGAUGCUUGUAAAAACCUUUUAAAUAACCUCUGCACAGGCCUCGAAAAAUUUCUCGGCUACGAGAAGGGGAAUUACACCGGAGAAGGAAUUGUGUACUCGGACCUUGACAGGCUCUGCGACGGGGUGAUGGCGUUCUUGCAUUCCGUGCUUCAAGAUGUCCACGAUAAACAGCCUUACAAAGUAGGAAAAGAUUACUUAAAUGAGAACGUUGUUAAGCUUGUUGAACGUUAUUUGUGCCAAGGUCAUGAUGGUUUUAAGAGAGUCAUUGUCAAUGUGGCCGCCGGUGUCGGGAGGUAUAAUAGGGAAGUGGAGCGUUCUAAUGAGAGCGUCAAGACAAUUAUAACUGGGAUGCAGGAGAAUAUGAAGAGUCUUCAAAACGAGGUGAGUGGAAUUUUAAAGGAUCAUUCUGAUGCAGGUGACGAUCAAGAUUUUUCCAAGGCGGUGAAGAAGGUGGACGACUCAUUAGCUGAGUGUCUCCGCCAUGCGGACACUUUCGAGAAUCAACUACACAACUCACAUAAUAACAUUUUAGACCUUAACCCUAAUAUACGUGAUAGAAUUCUCAAAGCUAAAAGUUGUAUUGUGCAUGAGCGUAGUAGGCUGAACAAGUUGUACACCAAAAAAUGGGAGGACUUGUUCAGCAUGGAAGCGAAAAUCGGUGAGGUGCUCGAACAUCUUAGAUCACAUGUGAAAGGAGAAAUUGAUGAUAAAAUCAACAAGUUGGUUGGUGAGUUGAAAAAAUUGGUUCAAGACAUUGUAGAAAAACUUAGGCAUAUUAAUAUUACGCUGAUGGAGUAUGUUAUGGAAUUGAACAAGUGGAUGCAUGAGACUAAAGGCUUUAUCGAUGGUGUAAUGCAGAAAGAGGUAAAUAGAAUUGUGAAAAAAGAAGUUGGCGAUGGUAAUAUCUUUGACAUUAACCAAAAGGCAAAGGAAUUAGGGGAAAAGGGUGAAGAAAUUUAUCAGCAUUUAAAGUGGGCAAAGGAGCGUGUGGAGAACUUUAAUAAGGACGCUCAGGCGAAAUUAAACCUUUUGAAUGAAGCGCUCAAAUUGGAUUUGAAUGAGGUGAAGAAUGCGAUAAACUCAGGGAUUAGAGAGUACAUUAAUGGCAAAUUGUUGAAUGAUAUCAAAAUCAAAGUUGGAAAUAUCAAGGGAAAUUCAAAUAGUGGACUGGUUCAGACGUUGGAAGAGAUAAAGAAGUGGGCUGAAACGUUCAAUGGGAAGCAGGUAAUCGGGGAGAAAGUCGACCAGUGGGUGAAAGGGAUUUUGGCGAAUAAUGCCGUGGUGAAAGGCACGUGGGAGAAGUACGUUCAGUAUGUGCAGCAGCAUCAGAGCACGUUUAAGGUUCAGGAAUAUGGUAACUUGGAUGGAAAUGGAGUACGUGAAGAGCUUAUUGGUGUAAUCGUAGACCAAAUUAAAGAAGCGUUCAACAAAGGUAGACUCAUCAUAAUAUACGAACCCUUCCAUGUCGACGAGAAUGAAGGCAUUGCAGAGACUGUUAAAAAGAUGAAGCAAGUCUGCGAUGGCUUUGCCAAGCAGCUUGAGGACAAACUUAAGGACCAAGGAGUGGCUUUAGACAUUGCCAGGGAGAUAGCGCAGAAGAUUGAGCAAGAAGUUACAUCCCCCUCUCCUACUCUUCCUCCCACCCCCAAAAAAUCGCCACUCACAAACGUCGUCUACUACACUCUAUACCAACUGCUUGGCGCUGCCAGGCAAAAUUCUGCCGAUUUUGAAUGGCUUAUUGGUAUCAACUCAAAGGACGCCAACAUCAAGAACGUGGACAAAGCGCUAGAAGUAGCCACCGGUCUCGACAGGGAUCUUAGAACGGCAACUGAGCCGGGAAUUCCAGGCAGCAUCGUCGAGCCGGGGAAGGCGUUUACUCUUACUGACAAGGUUGAUGGCCGGAUACUUGGAAUACUGGAGGAGAAGUUGCCUGGUGUUGGUGGUACUUCAGGUAGUCAAGUUGACCUAGAAGCAUCAAAGUUGUUUGCGGGCUACGUUGGCGGUGGUCCCGGAAAGCCAGGGAAGAAAAGGCUACUCGAGGAGGCCAUCGAUGAAAUUAAGAAUGACGUGACGGAAGCAUUUAAUACUUAUGUUAAGGAUAAAUACGUUAAGAGCAAAGAAGCCCUUGAGAAAGAUCCGGAGAAUAAAGGUGAGCUUCACGAUUUAUACACACAAAUCACGGCCAAGCUUUACAAACUGAUAGAUGAAUUUGCAGAGACCGGUAUAGGCGUAAAGCAGACAAUGGAGCUUUUGAAGAGUGGUAAAAUUAACACCGAUUUCAAUCGAAUCAAGAACGACAUUAAAAAUCUGCGUAAGGUCAAAUUGGUUGGUGCUAUACAAGAUACAGAACAUGUUCUAAAGUAUGCCGAAACCUUACGUGUACAAACAAUCUCCGACCUUAAAAACUACGUUGACUCCAAAGUAAAGGACGCUAAAAAGGCUCUCACCCAGCACGCCCGCAAAGAUUACGUCUCAACCAUCCAGUUGAUGCUCAAGCAAUUUGCAGACAAAGUGAGGAGCGAAUUGUAUGAGCUCCCCGAGGCAAUAGAAAAUGACAAGCUCAUCGGAUUCAAAGGCUUCAUGAAAGCAUUCCAGGGUUUCGAAAAUGGAGAAGAAAAUAUUAAAAGGCUUCAAGACGUUAAAGAGGAAAAUGAUGUCAAAUACAUAUCGUCCGGCUUCCUUGGUUUCUUCGCUGCACUCAAUCAUUAUCUCGGCAAAGAGAUCAAAAGGUCCCAUGAACAGAAUAAUCUCCAGAAAAAUCCAAAUCCGUUGGACCCUGAAACUGUCUACACCACUCGGCUUACCAAUGCAUUCACUGCACUCAGCAACCUACUUCAGCACAUCACUAAGACAAAUAAAUACGACCACAGUCUUCCUGGUCUGCUUGAUAAGCUGUCCGAAGCUGUGAACAAGUUAAUUCCAAAGGACUUCGAAAAUCCUAACACGCCAAUAUUAGAUGCUAUUAGAAGCGGUUUUGCCAAAUUCGUCGACGAGCUCAGAAAAGUUUAUAUCAGUAAGUACGACGGCGCUGAUGCAAUCGAUGUCUGGGUGGAGCCUGAUACAACCAAAAAGCCUUUGGCAGACGAUUCCUCCGUUGAUAAUACGAUUCUGACCGAUGACGGGAGGAACGGCGCGAAGGUGUUUUGCACAAUCAUUAAGAUUAUUUGCGAUGAUUUAACUGAGCUGCAUAAGCAGUGUAGCACGGGUGCUGCGUGGUGGGGACGCACAAUAUACGAAUCGAAUGGCGCAAAAGGGAAUCCCCUGGGAGACUUUUUGCGGUCCCGAGGCUACAGGGUUCCCACCAGCAAAACAAACCAGGACGGUGAAUUGCAACGUUCUCCCAAAAUGAAUGGGAGGCAUAUACAUCACCACCUUAAUGUGUACAUUCCAGAUGCCUACUAUAAUCAGCAUCUCAAAGAGUGUAAACCAAACGACAGACGUACGCACUUCAAUGUUGUAGACAUUAUUAGGUGUAUGUUCACUCACGUAAAUGAAUUUUACGACGUUUGUCACCUGCCCGCUCCAUCCUCUAAGAAGCAUCCUACUUCCAUCUAUGACAUGCUCACUUGGUUGUGUGGCCUGACGUACAAUCCGGUGUAUGACGCAAUAAAAUUAGACGGUUUCGCUCAGCUAUUUGAUAAGCCUGAGAAACCGGCGUCCGAGGACAGCGACAGUACUGAGCCUGUCCUCCUAGUGGAAGAUGACGCUUCCUUGCCAGCAUAUCCGGAAACCAUCACAGCAAUGGGACUAUCGGACACCCUGUCAGCAGUAUGCCACCAUGCAUAUGAAACGCUCACUGCAAUCCUUGGUCACGGUCACUCAGGCGGAAUAUAUGCGUGUGAAUUUAAUAUUAACGCGCAGGGCUUCGUAUAUCCCGCUGACUUCAACACUUUAAUCUGUAUGAUAUUUAACAUCCUAAAACUUUUACACCAACAAUUAUAUUUCUUAUACACGCAGUGUUGUUACAGCACCAAGCUUGGCGGCUGGCUUGAUUGCCAUUACGGCAGGCACGUAGGUGGGUCGAAUUGGAACUGCAACGAUUUCCAGUGCCCUAAGCAAGACUGUGACCAAAAGCACAACCAAACGUGUAACCAAACAGCUGACCAAAAGGCCAUCCAAACACCUGACCAACAUUACGAUUGCGGUGUUAAAUCACCGCUACAAUCGUUCCUUGAGGACGGCCUUGUCGGCUUCUUGCCGCAUCCUGUGACAUCAACCAGAGGCAAACUUGAGUGCCCAGUGAAAAGUCACUUCAGCAUCCCCUGCAAAGCGCCCAUGGGCUUUACUGAUAUUAGCCAAAUAGCGUCUCAUGUGAAAAACGGCCAGUAUCUAAAACGCGCACUUUCCGAAUAUUGUGGCACUGCAUCAUCUCCACUCACUAAGCUGUGCAGUCAGCUCAAUUGCCUCCUGCCUACCGCUCCUAAAUCACUUGGCGAUAUGUUCGCGUUCUACUUUAGUUUCCUGAAUGACUGGUGCGGUAAGAAUCCAGAACUCAUGAAGCACAGGGAGAUUGCGUAUAACUUAGCCGUGAAAGAAGCUAAUUUCAAUAGUUCACUUACAGGCUUGAUGGACUGCUCAGAGCUGUUUAAAUCUACAGUCCAUGCAUCGUAUGCCCCCAAAACCGGGGCAUCAAAUUACACUGCGUAUCAUCAUAAGGGUGACCUUUAUAGUAUAUACAGCCCUGCCGAUACGUGUUACACAGCCAACACAAAAUGCGGUGCCUAUGCAUCCCCCUUGUCUAUGGACAUAUAUUCGUCAUUUUCAUCCAAACAUAAGGCAUUGUACAUGUCAUGGAUGGUUUACGUUACUGAAGCAUUGUUCAAUCUAUUUUGCGGGCUGAAUAAGGAGUGCAAUGGUAACUGUGGCUCACAGACAUCUAAAUGCCGCAUUACGGGUUGCGUAAAAGGCAUAUGCAAGGUUGCUGAUUCUGGAGUACUUGCUAAAAAUCAGAUGGCCAUUUAUGCUAACGUUGUUAGCCCUCUGGUCGCUGUCGCUCCUGUACCUGCUGCACAUCGCCGUCGUCCGCCUCGACGUCCUGAGGAUACGCUCACACCUGAGGUCACCUUCCAGCCACCGCAUCGCCGCGCAGUCGCUCCUCGCCGCCGCACGCGUCAAGGCACUCAACAACGUCAAGUACUUCUCACCAUGAUCGUGCCUUCACCCACCCACCCAACCACUCACUCACCCACCCACUCACCUAAUCACCCACUCACUCACCCACUCACCCACCAACUCACCCACUCAACCACUCACCCACUCACCCACUCACUCACCCACUCACCCACUCACCCACUCAACCACUCACCCACUCACUCACUCAUCCACUCACACACUCAACCACUCAACCACCCACUCAACCACUCACCCACUCACUCACCCACUCACCCACUCACCCACUCAACCACUCACCUACUCACCACUCAACCACUCAACCACUCAACCACUCACUCAACCACUCAACCACCCACUCAACCACUCAACCACUCACCCACUCACCCACUCACCCACUCACUCACUCAACCACUCACCCACUCACCCACUCACUCAACCACUCACCCACUCACUCAGCCACUCACCCACUCACUCAGCCACCCACCCACUCACUCACCCACUCACCUAAUCACCCACUCACCCACUCACCCACUCACUCAACCACUCACUCAACCACCCACCCACUCACCACCUCCUUCACUGGUCGCUUCGCUCCCUCCCUCACCCCCUUCAUCACCUCCUCCGUCGGCGUCCCUCACCCAAAAUCCUCAUUUUCCACCUUCCCCCUCCACCUCCGAAAUCGCCUUACCUCAACCCAUCUUCCCCCUUCAUCGCCCUCUUUCGCCCCUUCACUUCCAUCACCCUGUCCACCCACCUCCCUCACUGCCUCCGUCACCUAAAAUCGCCUUUCUCCAAACUCCCCCAAAUCGCCCUCAAAAUAAUCCAUUUCAUCCCCUUUUUACUCCUUUUAACUCUCCCUUAAUCCACCUUCAAUCCAACUAUAAUAACCAUUAUAAUGAAGUUCAUUAUCUUACUGAGGAUGCCAGAAACGGAGCCUUGGAUGAUAUUGAUGCCCGCCGUAUAUCUCUUGGUACGCUUGCUGGACAGCUUUCGGGAUUUAUUGGUGGGAGUGAGGAAGUUAAAAAUGCAAUUGUAAAGGGUUUGCACAGUAAUGUAAAUGAGCUUGUUAGGCUUUUAAAAGCAUCUUGCGGAGAUAAGGGGUGUUGUAAUGAAGCUGUGAAGUUCAGUGAUAAACUUCUCAAAAAUCUUCAAAAUAAAUUUAAUGAAGUUGAUAAAAUUGAAACAAAAAUUGAUGGCCUUAAUAAAGAAAUUGCUGAAAAAAGGAAGGCGCCCGUAGGGGCGCCGUUAGGCAGUGUGUCUGAGAUUCAGAGGCUUACAAAGGAAAUUAAGCAGCAUAAAGAUACAAUUUUCUCACAAAGUUCUCCGCUUAAAGAUCAAAUUACAAGUGUAAUUGAAGCUGUUCAAAGUAAAAUUACUGCACUUGACUCUAAGAAAAAGAAAGUUGUUGACGCUCAACGUCAAGUGAAUGACCUUAAAAAGGAAAUUGAUGCUAAGCAAAAUAAUGAUGUACAACUUGAAGACCUUAAAAAUAAGCUUAAUGAACUUGAAAAGAAGCUUAAUGAAGCAAAAAAUAAUUUCCCUGAAAAAGAGUCUAAAUCUCUUGACGCUCAUCAGAAGUCUAUGAGUUCUCUCAGAAGUCUACAAACGCUUUGUCAACAUUGUAAGGAUGUUAAAAAUAAUGAAAGUAAAACUCCAAAAAAUAUUCUAGAGAGUCUUUGUGGAGGCCUCGAAAAAUUUCUCGGCUACCAGGAUGGUAAUUACACCGGAGAGGGAAUUGUGUACUCGGACCUUGACAGGCUCUGCGACGGGGUGAUGGCGUUCCUUCAUGGUGUUCUUGAGACUGUGAAGGAUGAUGAGAGCGUUACAACUUAUGAUAAAGAUCGUGAUAAAAAUAUUACAAACACAAUUAAGGAAUUAAAUGAUAGUGUAGGUCAAGGCCGUAAGGCCUUCCCGGAGGCCGUGCAUCAGGUAAGUGAGUGGUUGAAAAAACAUGGUGCGCAGGUGGACCAAAAAAUCAAGAAUGUUAGGGAUCCUUUAAAUAAUCUUUUGACAGGCCCAGAUGACAAUGGUUUCAAGAAAAUUCCGCAGUUGAUUCAAGACAUUCAAGGGAUGCAAGGACAAGAAUAUGAUGAAGUCUCCGGCACUGGUGGUAAGUUACAUAAAUGGGUUAAUGAUGUUUCAGGUCUGCCGAAGAAGACGGAAGAGGCACUUAAAGCACUUAAAUCACUUGAUAACAAACUUAGAAAUAAUUUAGAUCCUCACGUUAGCUUACUGCAUAAUGCUGUUGAGACGUUCCGUGUGAAUACGGUGGAAGACCAUAAAGGUCUUACGUCAAUAACUGGCGAUGUGAAAAAGCAUAUUGAGACUCUUCAGACUCAGGUGCUCCAGGUUGCGACAAGUGAGGAACGAACGUGUCGAGAGGCGUUGCAGGGGGAGUUUUUGGAAAAAGUUCAGGGGCCUAUAAACGAGGUAAAAAGGGAUUUGGAAGGGGUCGAUGAUGCAUUGGAUUUGUGGAUUAACGAGGCAGAAAAAGUCGUGAAGGCGGUUAUAAAGAAAGCGGAGAAGGUUUGGGAAGCGCUAAAACCGGAAGGUAGCGAUGAUGUGCACAUAAUUGCUUUGAAUAUAAAAAAAUUAGAGGAAUCAAAAGCAGAAAUUGACACCGUUAAAGGUAAAAUCAGCACUGAAAUUGGUAUGUUGGAUACUUGGAGAACUGCAUCCCAAGGAGCGGUUGGUGCAGCGAUGUUGAAAUGUAAUGAUAUAAUGGAUAAAGUUAAUGGUGAAAAGGAUAUGUCGAUUCGUAAGUCUGCAGGCAAUAUCAAGGAGAAGGCGCAGAAACUUUUGGAUGCAUACGAUCAAGCGAGACGUGGCCUUAAAGCCUUGGUAUCAUCAUCCAAGCAAAAAGUAACCCACCUUGAAACUAACCUUAAAACAAAUUUAAAAACUCUGAAAGAUGCAAUAAGUAGAGGAGUGGAAGACUAUAUUAGGAGGCUUGGUGAUGGUAUUUUGAGCGGCAUCGAUAAUGCUGGCAGGAAUACUUAUGGUACCCAAGGUGUUACCGGUUUAUAUUUGCAACUGGAUAAAGAAACGGAGCUCUAUAAGUUACUUCAGGAGGCUGGGAAUAAGAAAACCGGACUGGCGGUGAGACUAGAUGCAGCUCUCAAGACGCUCUACAGUAUGCAUGGUACUCUGAAACAUUACUCCGCUGAGUUUUCAAGGACCAUUAAUAAAGACAUAAAAAGCGCAUUCGAAAAGAAAUUGCCAGAUCAGAGUGAUUCAGACGGUCAGCCAACUAGAGUGGAACUUACCCAUCUAUCAAAUUACCAACAGGACAAAUUGGCUAUUGAACAAGAAUUCCAAAAAGUAGGUGACGACACGUUGGCGCAUUUCAGUACUUCCAUCACCCAAUCACAUCACAAAGAGCUAGAGGCACUCCAAGACUCAUUCAGAGAUAUAACUGGUGGUCUUACAGCUAUAAGCAAACUGCUUGCUAACCCUAAUGGCAUGGCUCCGGAUAAAGACGAUGGAGUUAAGGACUACCUGAGGGAUUUAACGAAUAUGAUUAACAGGCGUGACGGCGACUUAAAACUCACUGCAAAAAAUCUACAAAAUACUACUGUCCGAGGAUUAACUAACAUACACAGUGAACUUACAAAGUUUAAUAACCAGGUCCCCAACCACACAUACAAAAUCAAAUCAGCCAACGAAGCAAUUAAAUUGGAACUCAUUGCCCUUCAAGGUGUGCUGCAAGGCAGUUCAGGCAGCGAUGUCAUAAAAUCACUAGAAGAUUUGCUAAAUACGGGAAUUUAUGGCACUGGUGACUGGAAGAAAGGUGAAGAUAUCAAGGCCCUCCAAAAGAUCCAGACCACUCUCUCAGGUAUUAUUGGCGAUUACAGGAAGCAGGAAAAUACCUUGAUUAAGAUCACAGAAGACGCUAACAUGUUCUACACCAAAACGAUUGAAACAAAGGUCUCAGCCUGCGUAAAACAGAUCACCAACAAACUCAAAGAGCUGGUGCCUAAGAAAAUCGCCGCCAUCCGAAACUCCGCCCUCGCAAAUUUCGCCAAGUCCAAAGAGGCAGAGCUGGAAAACUUGAAAAGACGAGUUACUGAGAAGAACGAAGCUAUCAGAAAACUAAUCGAUACAGAUAGACGAAAUGGCGUCAAGGGCUUAAUAGAAAAAUUGUGCGGCGGCGCACUUCAAAAUACCGAUGACAAUUUGCUGCUCCGCCUUAAAAGCGCCGUGACUGCAGGAACGAUUGUAACUCUGAGGGUUACGAAAACGCAGCAUGAAGCUACACGUUUAUCCGAUACGUCUGAAGCAUUCAACAAUUAUCUUACACCAAUCUUUAAGUAUGUUGAGGAGCAAGCAAAGACUGUGCUUCCUCCAGAGCGUCCGUUGAUGCCUCCACCUAAAAAGGGGAAUGCCCAAUCAAGUCAAAUCGCCGGACUGCAAUCCACUAUCGAUUCACUGCUGCAAUUUCUAAAGAACUCUAACCGUUUCGAUUUUAGGUUCCAAAAUAAUCUUGACACCGUUAAGGAUGCACUGUCCCGUUUGAUUUCUCCAACAUUCUCGGGAUAUCAGAAUGCUAUAUUGCUUGACACUGUUAAAAACGGCGUAACAUCCUUACUCGGUGAAUUAGAUAAGGUAUAUAUGAAUACUUAUGAUGGCGCAUUGUCCGUUGACUGGACUCAUGAUAUUGUAAAUUCAGAGCGGUGCGCAAAGGUCUUUUCCAGUAUUCUGUCCACGCUUCGCGAAGAAUUGGAGAUGUUGAUAGAUGAAUGUAGCGCUGACUGGAAAACACAUACACUGUGUGAAACGAACGGAGAUAAAGAUAAUCCACUCGGCCAAUUCCUCAAGCGCUCUGGCUACACGGUCGCAAAAAAACAAGACUCCAAGGAGGGCGAGUUGAAAUUACCUAUAAACGAUUUCACGGGUAAGAAGAUCCAUGACAAUCUCAAGGCGCCCACAUCUGAUGGCUAUACACUCCUAGGCACUCUCGAAUCUCUUAUCAACAAUCUCAACUGGUACUAUCAAGUUGGCCACCAUAAGCAUAUUCCGUCACCUAGAACUCCUUGCAACAUUUACGAGAUGCUCACAUGGUGCUGCGGCCUGCAGUACAACAGUGUCUACAGUAAUCUAGUAAAAUAUUGUGAUGAGUAUGACACCAACGAUACUGAUAAAACACCAGAUCACGAUUUUAAAAAACGGUUGUCAGACGCCGUUGAUUAUAGCUUAAGUGAUCUGUGUACAUAUUCACGUAAAAUCCUCACCACUAUCGUCGGUCACGGUAACUCCCACACCAUGUACGCUUGUGAGUACUCUAACAAUGCACUCAAUCUUAAAUAUCCUGCAUCAGGCGAAGAUUGUUUGCGUACAUUGCUCGACAUCCUUCGCAGGAUGUUACCAACGCUGCGAUAUCUGAGAAGUCAAUGCAAACGUGGUACUGAACAUCACGGUUGGUCCAACUGCCAGUAUGGCGGAGAUAUCUCGCCGGUGAAUCAGCCAUGUAUAGCGCAUCCUACCGACAAACCAAAUGGUCAACCUAAGUGCCAACCAAAUUGUCAGUCAACUUCUAAAGCAAAUUGCCAAUCAACUUGCCAACCAACGUCUCCACUAAUGUCAUACUUAAAUGACUGCCUUCCCGGUCACUUACCUCACCAGCUAUCCUCCAUCGGUUGUAGAGCUACAUGUACAACGUGUCCCAAAUCUCCGCCCGGAACGCCCUGUCUCACGCCACUCGGAUUCCGACGUUUCUCUGGAAGUACAAGGACAGGUAAUGUGCUGUGCAGAGUGCUAACCAAAUUCUUCAGCAGUGCCAACCUUUCACCGUUAUUCUGCAUAGCCCCCAAGCCACCAUCCACGCUACCAGAGCACUUAUCCUUUACGUUGACGUUGGUUAAUGGUUGGCGUAACAUAGCCACGGACCCCUAUGAACCACGCAUUCAUGCAUCCAUAAAGGACACAUCUAUUCAGUUAUACGCUGAACCAACCGUGCUUACCAAUGCCAUCAUUCAUGCUUAUGGAUCUGGGUCUGCUGAACAUACUGAUUGCACGCAUCCUCAUCUUACGCACCUUACUACCAUUGGUUUCUGCAACACCAAAGGUAACAGAAUUGAGCGCGCCCCGUACCUUCAAUCGCUAUGCCGUGAUGCAUAUCACGACCUCGUUAAGAAACAUGCCAACCUAUAUUUGUCAUGGGCUAUCUAUCUUCCGUGGACAUUUUGGGACUUACUUAACCAUCUAUAUAAUACCUUCUGCUCUAUCGUUUGUGAAGACUACGGAUGCCGUAGUUGUCUCCGCGGUGGCAUAUGUAAACGCGGGCAACACGGGCUCGUUGUCAGCGAAGAAGGAAAACCUGAUAAGCCUCACUGCUUAUGUUCCUCUCUAGUCCAAUGUAAGGGAGUACCCCCAACACUGUACCAGUAUGGACUAAGUUUCGGUGCAGUGUCUAGGUUAGAUAACAUUGCAUCUCCAAAGAAAUGCUCCGAUUUCUGUAGUCAGUUGAAGCAAGUGCUAAAAUCAGAAUACUUCAAAACAUUAUUCGAGAAAUGUGACGAAUUCCUAUGGAUUAUUCGUACACCCUUCUCCUACCUCUUAUUAGCCCUCUGGUCUCUCUCGCUCCUCUACCUGCUGCACAUCGCCGUCGUCCGCCUCGACGUCCUGAGGAUACGCUCCCACCUGAGAUCACCCUCAAGCCACCGCAUCGCCGCGCAGUCGCUACUCGCCGCCGCACGCGUCAAGGCACUCGCCAACGUCAAGUACUUCUCACCAUAA
Molecule: messenger RNA, 12489 nt
Organism: Babesia ovata
Lineage: Eukaryota; Apicomplexa; Aconoidasida; Piroplasmida; Babesiidae
Exons: 4
Coding region: 1-12489 (4162 amino acids)
Source: RefSeq, a predicted model, not a curated record